Messenger RNA from Ceraceosorus bombacis, 2055 nucleotides. NCBI's taxonomy places the organism in Eukaryota, Fungi, Basidiomycota, Exobasidiomycetes, Ceraceosorales, Ceraceosoraceae. The record is from the annotation of a GenBank genome assembly.
AUGGCAGCAUCACGUGCAUGGGACGGCGCGCUGGGUGUGGUCUUGCGCUACGCUCCUCCUCCUCCUCCUCCUCCUCCCGCUUCUCCUCCCAUUUGCGCUACUUUGGGUCGACGAAAAGCAGUGCGCCGCACCGCAUCUUCAUCCUGCACCAUUCCUACUCCUACUCCUACUCCUACUCGCUCCAUCCGUCGUAGUGCGUGCUGCGCAUCGAGAAGCGUGGCCUUCGAGGGUCAAAGAUGUCUGCACUGGUGCGCUGUUCGUAGAGCUGACGAUCAAGGUGGCCAGAGGUCGGCGGGCAGGCAUGUGAAUGGAGCAGAUGAGCGUCAUGAAGCGGGGCAAGAGCAAGCGCAGGCACAGACGCGUCAAGUGGACGAUGAUGCGCCAUUCGUCGACGAUGAUGGCGAAGCGGGAGCGUACACUGCUGCUCAGCUCUUUCCUCGCACGUCGCACCAGGAACCGGCAGAAUUGCGUCAGCAUGGCUGGAAUGAGGGGUUGCGCGAUGGCGAUGGCGAUGGCGAUGGCGAUGCUCCUGCAGAGGAGCAGCGUUUCAGCGGUAGCGGUGAUCAUCUGCCUCUGAUCAAUCGAUUUGCAGACGAAGGCGAGGAUUUUGGCAAGGAGAGGCAAAGACGCGCAGAGGCGCAGGGCAAAAGUGCACCCUUUUCUCCUUCUUCCUCUUCUGCUCGUCGCAGUCAGUCUCAGGCAGCGCACAGAACGCCCUUGGCAGAUUGGGAGAGGCAGAGGUUCGCAGAACUGCUCAGACCGCUGCACAGUCGACUUUCCAAUCCCAACGAAUCCGCAUUCGGCUCUUCCGUGACGCACGGCUGGGAAAGGUUUGCGCGCAGAAAUCGCUUGGGCGGAUACAGUGGCAGCGGCGGCGGUGGUGGUGGGGGGAGGAGAUUUGUGGAUGAGGAGGAUGGAGCAGGGACGAGCGUGGAGAUGGAUUGGACGGGAAGAGGUUUGGGUGGAAGGGGAAGGAGAAGAGUACCGAUCAGAACCAUUGGGGCUCAGAUGGAAGGUACGACGCUUGAAGGUGUGGACCCGAUUCAGCUUAGACAGGGAGUGGACGAUGCGCAAGCUGCCAUCGACGCUUGUUGCAGCGCAGUGGAGGUCUGGCAGUGGGCACAAACCAACGUGUUCGGCGUGCCCAAUCCUGCCCAUCCUCCAUCCGGCGCACAGCAAGCAUCCUCAUCCUCAUCCUCAUCCGACACGUCAUCGGCUUUGACUCGCGCCAAAGAUGCAGAGGCGGCGGAGAAUGCGCAAGAGACGACACGUCCAGACGAUCCCUUUGCCACCACGCCGUCCGUGUCCAAUUCGCCCGCAUCUUUGCCCACGCCACUCUACGGUCUCUCCACACCCUUUUACGGACCCGUGUUGGUUCGUCUAGUGACGACGCUGCGAGAACGUUAUCACGCGCCCGGAAUCGCCUUGGCCGUACUGAGCGCCAUGAGGUUAUCAGGACCAGCUUCGAUCGCGUUGGGAAGCACGCCAGAGCUGUACGCCGAAGCGCUGAGCACGCGUUGGGAUGUUCUGGGCGAUCUAGCAGGAGCUCACGACGUCGUUCUCAGCGCUCGUAAUGUGGGUGUACUUUCGCGCUCUGCUGCUGCUGCUGCCGCCGCCGCCGAUCCUUCGCAACAACAGUAUAGGAGGCCGUCUUCACCACCGCUGGUGGUGGGACAAGAUCAGGAAAAGAGGUUGAGAGGCAUGAUCGAGAGGAUCACGGACGAAGCUAGAAAGUUGGCCAUUCGAUACGUCCCUGCGCCCGCGAACGGCGUCGGCGUCGGCGUCGGCGUCGGGGCUUACAGCAAGUCGAGCUCGCGCUAUGAAAAGUCUUCCGCUCCCAUCGAACCUAGGGACAAAGCUGGGGUGGAAGAGUUGAGGAUGUGCGAGGCUAUGGAUAGGCUGGCGGGUAGACAACAGAUCAAGCGCUUCUCUCAGGCUGCAGAGGCAUCUGCGCACAGAAGGCAAGGCGGCCAAUUGAAAGGCAGAAGCGCUACAAGAUCUAGAAUGCCAUUUCCCAACGCCAGCAAGUACACAUCGUCGUCGGAGCUGUACUGA